Molecule: messenger RNA, 3124 nt
Organism: Micropterus salmoides (largemouth bass)
Lineage: Eukaryota; Metazoa; Chordata; Actinopteri; Centrarchiformes; Centrarchidae
Gene: ak7b
Product: adenylate kinase 7b
Exons: 18
Coding region: 167-2257 (696 amino acids)
Biological process (GO): nucleobase-containing compound metabolic process
Cellular component (GO): cytoplasm
Molecular function (GO): AMP kinase activity; ATP binding
Source: RefSeq, a predicted model, not a curated record
GGUGUUUUCGGGUGUUUGUCCACCUCCCCCCCGCUUUUAAACGGUGAUCUGUGUGCACUGCUCCUCCGCACUGCGCAGCGCAAACACUCACGCGACGCUGGCGCGAGAGGGCCAUCUCUAUGGCAACGGGACAGCAACACUUGCAAGCUGCUGCUGGGAGGCUAACAUGGCGGAGAAUCACAAACAGCCGCCUAAAAGAGUUUUUAUCAACAACAUAGACUCAUAUGCUUCUAAAUGUAUCGCCAAGUUUUUGUCUGAAUUUGUGGUCAGGACACCUGUUGAUUCUGAAGGAGAAGAGGAGGAGAAGGUGAUUUCAAACCCCAGCGGAGCAGGAGCUUUUCACGUUGUUGGAACUGUCUCCGACAAAUUGGACGAGGACAGACCAUAUGUGCUGGAGGAGUAUCUACACCUGAACAGGGAUGAGCUACUGUCAAAACUGAAGGAGUGUGAUGUUAUCAUCUACAACAUUACCCAACAUGCUGAUCAGGUGGAAGAAGCCCUCUGGGCUGUUUCAGCUCUCCACAAUGAAAUGAGUAAUUUUUCUGGACCAAAGAUGUUCAUCCUCAUCUCCACUGUGAUGACCUGGGCGUGCAGCAAGCCAGUUAAGCAUGAUGGUCUGGAGCUUCCUUUCACUGACGAGAUUUUCAGGAAAAGAAGAGCGCAUCCCAACUUCAAACAACACCUUGACCUGGAGAAGAGGGUGGUCAAAAUGGGUGAAACUAAAAGGAAAUUGUUCUCAACCUACGUGGUGGCAUCAGGACUUCAGUACGGGAUGGGAGAGCAUGUCUUCCACUUCUUUUUCAAGACAUCAUGGCUGGGACAAGAACGUGAAAUACCAGUCUUUGGAGACGGCAAGAACAAGGUUCCCACGAUUCACGUCAAUGAUCUGGCAAGUGUGAUUCAGAAUGUGAUUGAACAUCAGCCCAAGCCCUAUUACCUACUAGCUGUGGACAAUUCCACCAAUACCAUGGAGGACAUUGUGAAGACAAUUGCCUCUGUACUUGGACCAGGGAAGAUCCGGAAAAGGCCAUUUGAGGAAGCCUUCUUUUCACAGGACUUGAGUGUAAUGGAAAUUGAUUCCAUACUGGUCAACCUUCACAUGGAGGGUAUCCGUGUUAUGGAACUGUUCUCUUUCAACUGGUUGUGUGAGUUUGGUCUGGUGGAGAACAUAGAGCUGGUGGUAGAGGAAUACAGGCAGACCAGGGGACUGCAGCCCAUCCGUCUGUGUGUACUGGGUCCUCCUGCAGUGGGGAAGAGCACAGUGUCCAAACAGAUCUGUGAACACUAUAAACUCCAUCACAUCACGCUGAAGGAGACCAUCUCUGAAACCGUCUCACAGCUGAAAGAUGCUGUGAAGAAUGCUGAUCCAGAUGCAGAGAAGGAGGACUCUGCAGCAGAGGCCCAGGAGCUGCUGAAGACCCUGAAGGACAGUAUGGAGCAGAAUGCAGGUCUUUUGGAGGACCAGCUGUUGGUGAAGGUGGUGAAAGAUAAGCUGAUGUCUAACCCAUGCAGAAACCAGGGUUUUGUUCUGGAUGGCUUUCCCAAGACAUAUGAUCAAGCUAAAGAGCUCUUCUAUGCUGUAGAGCAGGAAUCAGAAGAUGAAACGUCCCCGAUUUCUUCACACAGCAAGAACAUGCCAGAGUUUGUGUUGUACCUGGAUGCGUCUGAUGCUUUCCUGAAGGAUCGGGUGAUGAACCUGCCUGAGGGGCUGGUACAGGGACACAACUACGAUCAGGACCACUUCCUGCGACGACUGGCUAGAUACAGAGAGAACAACGUGGAAGAUGAAACUGUUGUCAACUACUUUAAUGAGCUGGAAAUCACCCCUCUGUACCUGGAGAUCACCAGUAGCAAUGAACCUGACUGCCUGCUGCUGAAGCAGAAGAUCUUUGACAUGGUGGGCCAGCCCAGGAACUACGGCCCCAGCAAGCAGGAGCUAGAGAGAGAGGAGAGGAGGAAGGCUGAGGAGAGGAUGAGGAGAGAGGUCCAGGAUAAAGCUGAGGAGGAAAGGAGGGAGGCAGAGGAGGCCAGACACAGGGCUGCAAACUGGGACGAGUGGACUAAAGGUUUAAAGGCGGUGAGGCAGCAGGAGGAGGAGCUGCUGGAGGCCCAGUCAGUCCCUAUGAGGAACUACCUAACUGAGCACGUCAUGCCCAUUCUGACCCAGGGCCUGAUCGAAUGCUGCACCUCCCGACCACAGGACCCUGUGGAUUUCCUGGCGGAGUACUUGUUGAAGAACAACCCUUUUAACUACUGAAAGUCAUUUCCUCUGGUUGCACCCACACAUGAUGCAAACACAAAACAACAAAACUGAAAUAAAAUGUGUUUUUCCGAGCCCUACAGAAAUUAGAAAUUACAUGCAGCAUGUAGAAGACCUCGUGGAGUCUUUUAGACUUGUCACAGUAUUUCAGACAUCACCUGCCAAGUGUCCCUCGGUUCAUGCUGGGAUUUUGAUUAGGUCUGAUUUGUAAGUGGCCCAUUCUCUUGCCCCUGUUGUAUUUACGCACAGCUUUGUUUGGGCUCUUGUGUGCCGGCCAUUACUUAAAAGCGCCCUGAAAAAUUGGAUGAAGGUGCGUAUGAAGCCAAAAGCUAAUUAGGAAGUUAAUUUGCGUAAUGAACUUGGUAAACUUCAAAGUAGGCACGCUCGGGUCAUAAUUGCUUUGAUUUGGCUUCCGAUAUCCAGGAAGGAUAAAUGUUACAAAUGGCAGCUAAUUUGUGUCUCUCUCAUGUUGCCACUCGCGACUCCAAAGUGUACAUAAUUGGUUGCGACGGAACACCAAAUUAUUUCAUUGUACAUACUUAAUCACCACAUGGGGAAAUUAGAUGAGUUUAUUUGGGAAGACAAUUUGACUGCACCAUCUGUGAGUCCCAGGUACAAACACAACACGGAGAGUUUCCUGAAAGUGAAACACACACAUUUUAGACGGUUGAUAUGGUAACACAAUGUUCUCAUAUGGUCUCAUGUGAUGUGAAACAUGGAGAAAAUACUUUUUUAUAUAUCUUAGCGUACAGUCUGAAGAUCUCGUAAUGGCAUUUGAUUAAUGGCUGGAGUACAAAAGACACUUCCCCCGCAAAGAUGUUUUGCACUGUUCAUUUGGACCAAAUUAAAAAAUGUUUCCUUUUA